UGAGAGACUGCGAAACUGCAGUCGCGUUGCAUAACUGAAGCCUCGAUGAGUACGAGCAAGUGACUUGUCUCAAGUGGAAGAGAAGAUAGCGCCAUCUGAACUGACGCUUGUUGAUAGCUGAGUUGGGGCGCUCCUACACAGGAAUGACGUGACUAAUAAGCUGGGAAUGUGGAGGCAGGGUGGGGAAUAAAAAGGACUUGCUGUGCAAUGCAAUCCAGCGAUCGCUCUACUUUCUUGCUGGCUUCCUGCAGACAACGUGCAGAAUCUCUGGAACGAGUCAAGCUUGAAAAUCACUCAACGUCAAGCAUACAGCAUACGAGGGGAGCGCACACCGACCCUUCGAACACAUCCAAAUAACUGGGAAACCUUCCAUCAUCGCUGGUGGGCCAUGGCUUCCGGCUCGAUGCAGCCCGUUGUGGCAGCAAAUAAAUCGAUUCUGACACCGGUCAUGACUUUGGAGGGUCAUGAACGAUUCACUUACGACUGGAAUGGCGAGCGAGGCCUAUGCCGCGAAAUUGGAACCAUCUCCUACUUUCCGGAUGGCAAACAAAUGAUCAGCGGAGCUCUGGACAAGACCAUUCGGCAAUGGGAUUUGCAGGAGGGAAAGGAGAUUGAGGAGGUGCGGGAUGUUUGUGAGCAGAGUGUAGAUAUAGUGGAGGUAUCUAGGGAUGGUCGAUGGGUUGUCACUGUUGAUGGAGGUAACUAUACCGAGGGAGGGAAGCUCAAAGUCUGUGAGGUUGAGACAGGCAUCGUGAGAAUAUUUCAAGCUCACUCAAAGUCAUGGUGGAUCCAUUUCAUUGAUAUCUCCCCGGACAGCACGCUGGUCGCGGACGGGUCGGAUCACUACACAUUGGAUGAUAUUAGAAGCAGUGCAACGCGGAUAUGGAGUUUGGACACGGGCAAACUCGUGGCUGGUCCAUUCAAGAAUGAUUAUGGCCUGGGCUCAGUUCGAUUCUCGCGAGACUCGAAGAAGCUCGCGGUCAUGUCAAAUGCAGCGACGCGCCUUGAUGUGUGGGACGUCCAAACACAGAAACUAGUUGUCUCGGUUGGGAAUUCCGGCGUCCUUGGGACAUGUCCGCCAGUGUUCUGGACAACGCAAGACAAAACCAUCGUAGCUGCGUUUAGCUUCAACGCGGACAUCUUGCAUGAGCCCAAUACGAUCAAUGAGUUUGAUGCGUCGACACUGGAGAUUGUCGGAGCUCCCUUCAAAGGGCACACCUAUCCCGUCAGUGGUCUAGCACUUUCAUUUGAUUGUGCUCUCCUCGCUAGCACUGCCCAGGACAACACCAUCAAGCUCUGGGCCUUCCAGUCUCGCCAGCUACUCGCCUCCUUUGUCAUCCAGUGUCCCGAACGUUUUAUUUACUCACCCAAUUCACACCAACUGGCUUACACCUCCUGGGGUGAUACCAAGAUCUACAUAUAUGACAUUCCACUCGACAUCCUUGCUAGAAUUCGGCCCACAGCACAAGAAAAGCCUAGUACAAGUGCAUCCAAAAUUCCCGAUCUACUCGACUUCGACGCAACACGUCGUGCCGUGCGCCGUAACCCAGCGAUACCGCGUGUCAUAUCUCGCCCUCCCAGACCUCCUCCUGCAAGGGACCUACAACAACAUGGAUUCUUUCGCUACUUCCGCAACCUCCUUCCUUCUCGCACGAAUGUUGAUCAGCCCCGUGAUUUUCUAGAUGUAUAUCUUUUGUACCUGUUUCCUUUGCAGCUGAUUUAAUCAUCCUCUUCCAGUUUCCUGCAACAUUUCCCCUACCUCGCAAUCUCUCUCCCUCGGCGCAGGUCAUGGCUCAGGGGCCUUCACAGACAAAUCCCUGCCAGAACUCUCGAUCUAUGCCACCGCUGUCCACCGCCCAACCGGGCCAAUCCUUGACUACCGCUCUU
Molecule: messenger RNA, 1887 nt
Organism: Suillus paluster
Lineage: Eukaryota; Fungi; Basidiomycota; Agaricomycetes; Boletales; Suillaceae
Exons: 5
Coding region: 389-1723 (444 amino acids)
Molecular function (GO): protein binding
Source: RefSeq, a predicted model, not a curated record